CAAUGAAUCUAAAAAUUAUUACGAUAUUAUUAAUAGCAAUUAACUAUAAUUAUAUUGAAUGUGACUACAGAUGUCCGGCCGGUUGGGAUGCAUAUGACGAUCAACUCAAGUGUCUAAAUAUAAUCACCGAUUCACUGUUAACCUAUGACAAUGCUGUUGAUAUGUGUGCACAGUUGGCUCCGGGAUCAACACUAUUGACAAUACAUUCACCAGAGGAACAGGACUAUUUAAUUGACUAUUUAUUUGUUCAAAAUAAACUAGUCAACUCUCUAUGGUUGGGUGCCCGGGUCAAACAACAAAAUAUUACCUGGAUGGAUAAUUCAAAUGUCAGCUAUACUAAUUGGCUAACUGGUCGCCCAAUUAACUCUAGUGAUGUUAAAUGUAUUGAAAUGCAAUCGGAAGAUAUGUUCCGAUUAUCGGCUGACGAUAAUAGACAAGGUAAAUGGUAUGACACUGAUUGUAAAAAACGUAGCAUGGUAGUUUGUCAAUCAAUACAAUCGGCUCAAGUAAGUGAUCUAGUUAAAUUAAUAAUGGAAACUCGAAAAAAAUCUACAAGAUCAAUUAGAUAAUAAACAAUUGCAACUAGAUUGUCAACAAAAUAAACUCAUUAGUCAACAAGAUCAGUUAGAUAAUAAACAAUUGCAACUAGAUUGUCAACAAAAUAAACUAAAUAGUCAACAAGAUCAAUUAGAUAAACAAAAAGAUACCAUUGAUAAACAAAAAACUCAACUAGAUAAAUUAGAAUCAAAUCCAGUACCCGUAGGUUUUAUAUACAUCCAGCUAUCGGGUCAACCCAAACCAUGCGAUAUAUGGCCUGAAGUUAACUGGCUUGAAGUGACCGGGGAUUAUUCGGGAUUGUUUUUCCGGGCCGAAGGUUCGGGUUCCGGCCAGUUUGGUCAGAUACAGUCAAGUCAACAAUCGGUAAUUUCUACUGUUAUUGCAUCAAAUUACAAAGUUGGAAAUUACAUUCAUACAGAUAAAAUUAUCAAUAUAAACUAUAAUGAUACAUGGUCAGAUAAUUUUCGUUAUAAUUCAAAUCUAAUAUAUGAUUUAAAAUUCUAUGGAACUUCGGGUGAAAUUAGACCCCGAAAUACAGCCAUUAGAAUAUUCAACACUAUAUACUAAAUAUUCAACAAGAUAAACUAACUAGUCAACAAGAUCAAUUAGAAAAUAAAGAAUUGCAACUAGAUAGUCAACAAGAUAAACUAAAUAGUCAACAAGAUCAAUUAGAUAAACAAAAAGUUACAAUUGAUACACAAAAAACUCAACUAGAUAUACUAGUAGCAAAUCCCGUUCCCCUGGGUUUUAUAUACACCCCACUAACGAGUCAACCCGAACCAUCUGAUAUAUGGCCACUGGUAAUAAGUACUUAUUAUUUUAAUGGUAAAUAAUAAAACAAAAAUAUA
Molecule: messenger RNA, 1406 nt
Organism: Oppia nitens
Lineage: Eukaryota; Metazoa; Arthropoda; Arachnida; Sarcoptiformes; Oppiidae
Product: snaclec crotocetin-1-like
Exons: 2
Coding region: 3-569 (188 amino acids)
Source: RefSeq, a predicted model, not a curated record